Messenger RNA from Lycium barbarum (goji berry), 1745 nucleotides. Its product is annotated as protein BREVIS RADIX-like. Lineage: Eukaryota; Viridiplantae; Streptophyta; Magnoliopsida; Solanales; Solanaceae. The coding region runs from base 426 to 1343 and encodes 305 amino acids. The record is from RefSeq and is a predicted model, not a curated record. The transcript is spliced from 7 exons.
UUCAUCACUUCCCACGAGUUGUUUACUUGUUUUAUCUUCCUUUUGUCUCUAUUUCUAAUUUUUUUUUUUUGUUUCCUCCUUAAAAUAAAAGAAAAAUAUUUAAUUUGAUUUGAUUUAACAUCUCAACGACUUGUUUAAGGAUUUUCGUCUGCAUUUUCUCUCGUUUCUGAAUAUGUGAGAAAAACAGAGCAAAAAAAAUUAUAUUACUCUAAACGUCAUUAUUACCGGUGGAUUUUAGAUGAUUAAUAGCUCCGGUUAAUAGUCAUUUGAGAAGAACAGAGCACAGCAGAUUAUAGCUCUGGACGCCAUUUUUACCGGUGAGUUUUAGCUGAUUAUUAACUCCGGCGAGUAGCGGCCAUUUGAGUUAGAAAGAAAGGAAAAUAUACACAGAGUAGAAAAGAGGAACAGAAGAGAAGGGAAUUAAAAUGUUGACAUGUAUCACAUGUAAGCAAAAAGUAGAAGAUGAUGGUGGAGAAGGUACUCCCAAUACUAAAGAUUCUGUCAAAAGCCUGACGGCACAGAUAAGGGACAUAGCAUUGAAGGUCUCUGGUGCUUAUAGGUGCAAGCCAAGUAAUGCCAACAACAGUUACAACAAAGGGCAUGGACCAUAUCCAUAUCGAGAUUUUGAUGCUAUCUCAGGGGGAGUUUUAUACAAUUACCAAACAGGAAGUUCAAAUUCUACUCCAGGUUGGGAUUUUACGAGUACUGGUAAUCUCCAAACACCAGCUACAACUGAUUCUAGAUUAAGUGAUGUGAUGCUGGAAGAUGAAGAGGAGACUAAAGAAUGGACAGCACAAGUGGAGCCUGGAAUUCAGAUUUCUUUUGGUUCUCUUCCUCAUGGUGGAAAUGAUCUUAAAAGAAUCAGAUUUAGUCGGGACGUGUUCAACAAAUGGCAAGCUCAAAGAUGGUGGGGUGAGAAUUAUGACAGAAUUAUGGAGCUUUACAAUGUUCAGAGAUUCAAUAAGCAAGCUCUUCACACACCCUCACAGUCUGAGGAUGGGAGAGAUUCAAAUUAUUCUUCAAGGCCUGUAUCUGCAAGGGAUUUCCAACAAUAUAAUGCUGGCUUAGGUGCUCAUGCACCUGGUUUCCCAAAGGGUAGUGAGGCAUCAAGAACGACAACCUCCUCCAGAGACGAGACUUUAGUUUCUGUAAGUAAUGCAAGUGACAUGGAGUCAGAAUGGAUAGAGCAAGAUGAACCUGGAGUGUGUAUAACCAUCAGACAAUUAGCUGAUGGCACUAGAGAGCUACGCCGCGUCAGAUUCAGCCGUGAAAAAUUUGGGGAGGCGAACGCGAAACAGUGGUGGGAGAAGAACUGGGAGAGAAUACAAGAACAAUAUCUUUAGAUCAUGUAUUCCAUAUUAAAUUAUCAGUAUUUUCCACAACAUAUCAGGAUAUUCAAACCGGAAUAUUUCGCCAUCCUCGAGGCAAAGUUAAAAUCACCUUGGAUGAUAUGACAGGCGAUAGGCUGACAAAGGUGGACUUGGGAUUUGAACUUUGUGAGUUCUGAAUUUUAGAAUAGCAACAUCAGGUGUUAGUAACUGGGUUCAGAGCUAAAUUUUGGUACACAUUUAGUGGAUUUACGUAACUUUCUAGCUCCGCCCAUGCAAGGUGAGUUCAGUGGUAAAAGAGAUGAACAUGUUUAAUGUACAUAGUCUUCAGUGGGGAAUGGUUCCAUUCCACGGAAAAACCCAGUUUUUUCAUGACAUUUUUUGAUCUCUAAUUAUGCGUCUUUGCCAAAUCCUUUU